Molecule: messenger RNA, 2757 nt
Organism: Girardinichthys multiradiatus
Lineage: Eukaryota; Metazoa; Chordata; Actinopteri; Cyprinodontiformes; Goodeidae
Product: heparan sulfate glucosamine 3-O-sulfotransferase 5
Exons: 4
Coding region: 826-1863 (345 amino acids)
Molecular function (GO): [heparan sulfate]-glucosamine 3-sulfotransferase activity
Source: RefSeq, a predicted model, not a curated record
UGGGUUUAUUUGAUUUGAGUGGGCUUUAUCAGACUAAACAAGCAGACAUUUGCUCAGAAUUUGCUCAGCACAUUGUUUUCAACAGUUUGAAUGAUUGUAAAGAAUUUACAUGGCGUGGAAAACUGUACUAAACGUCGUAACGCCGUGGUUUCAUUAAAGAGCCGCUAUCCGGGUGCUCACUGGGAGCUAAGCAACCCUAAAGGUUAAAUCCUGGAAUACGUCCACUUCCUUUGUCCUAAAACAAAGCCGAUGAUCCUUCGCAAACUUUUUAGAGGACCGUCUUCCUCACGCUGAGCAUUUUUGCGCAUCCUCUGUCCCUCCUCCUCCUCCUUGAAGAACACGCCCCAGCAUCCUUCAGCACACAGCAGCAGCAGCGGUGGCAACAAUGAUGUUCAGCUGCGCCGCGGUGUCGCUCCUAUAUGACUCCUAGGGGGAGGUCCGGUCCAAACAACUUAUUUCUGACUUCUGUGGACCUUCAGAGGAAGCAGAGAUAACAGAGGGAGGAAAGACGCUUUUUCUCCCUGCGUGUCUGACUUCAGCGCACCUUGCUGAACGAGCGCACAUCCGAACUGAGUUUUUAUUUCCACAUCUGUCCCUUGACACAUACCGAGCCCUGCGGGGAACCGAGCCGAGCUAGUCGCGGGGCGGCUGCGGUCCGGGUAGUCGGUCUGAACGAGAGGAACAGCCGCCUGGUCCUGGGAAGGAUGCCGAACAGAUACUGGAUCCACAUCUGUGCUUAAACGAGCAUCCAGGUACAAACAACACCUGUGGCAGUCAUGAGGAACAAAGGGCUGAAGACGCAGUCCUGAAGAUUGAUGGAGGGCCAUGCUAUUCAAACAGCAGGCAUUGCUGAGACAGAAGCUCUUCGUUCUGGGCAGCCUGGUGAUCGGAAGUGUCCUCUAUCUUGUGGCCAGGGUUGGGACUUUGGAUAGGUUACAACCUAUUUGCCCCAUUGAGAGUAGAUUUCACCCCCCUGAGCCAGAGCAAAUCCCUCUUCGUACGCUGCAGUUUAAGCGUGGGCUGCUCCAUGAAUCACGCAAGGGCAAUGCCACCAAAGAGCAAAUCCGCCUGCACAACCUGUUCCAGCAGCUGCCUCGGGCCAUCAUCAUUGGAGUUCGCAAGGGGGGAACUCGUGCCCUACUGGAAAUGCUCAACCUGCAUCCAGCCGUUGUCAAGGCUUCGCAGGAGAUUCACUUCUUUGACAAUGACAAAAACUAUGCUCGGGGCAUUGACUGGUACAGGGGUAAAAUGCCCUUCUCCCUCCCUCACCAGAUCACCAUUGAGAAGAGCCCUGCCUACUUCAUCACAGAGGAGGUUCCUGAGCGCAUCUUUAAGAUGAACUCCUCCAUUAAGCUGCUAAUUAUCGUCCGAGAGCCCACUACCAGAGCAGUGUCUGACUACACCCAAGUGCUUGAGGGCAAGGAGCGCAAGAACAAGACUUAUCACAAGUUUGAAAAUCUAGCCAUUGAUGCCAACACGUGUGAAGUGAACACCAAAUAUAAAGCUGUGCGAACAAGCAUCUACACAAAACACCUGGAGCGCUGGCUGAAGUAUUUUCCUGUGGAGCAGUUCCACAUAGUGGAUGGAGAUCGCCUCAUCACGGACCCGCUGCCUGAGCUGCAGCUUGUCGAGCGCUUCCUGAACCUCCCCUCCAGGAUUAGCCAGUACAACCUGUACUUUAAUGCCACCAGGGGAUUUUACUGUCUGCGAUUUAACAUUGUCUUCAACAAGUGCCUGGCAGGCAGUAAGGGCCGCAUUCAUCCUGACGUGGAUCUGUCAGUAAUGACUAAACUGCAGAGGUUUUUCCAUCCUUUUAAUCAGAAGUUUUACCAGAUCACUGGAAGAACAUUUAACUGGCCGUGAGAAUUUUUGUUUUAAUAAAAAAGAUCUCAUAAGGAAUGAACAGCACUUUGUUUGGUUUAUUACAAGUAUGACAUAAUAUCUGAUGUAAGUUUGGUCUAUAUGUGUAAAAUGGACCACAAUAGUUGAUGUUGACUUAGAGAUUUAGUGAACAGCACCAAUUUUUGAAGUCAGUUUAACUGUCUGUCAAUGUUUUUCCUGUGAAAAAAGAACAUUUUCAUGCAGUGUGUUUAGAGUGACUUGCUAAAUAUUUAUACCUCUUGAACUUUUCUACAUUUCAUUGUGUCAUAAGCAGUGAAAUGAAAGUAAAAUAAUGCUUAAUAAAUAAAAAAUCUUAAAAUGUUGGAGUGCAUUUGUAACUAGAAGCCUUUAAUUUGGUAUCCCAAAAUAAUUUCCAGUUCCACUAAUUACCAUACAAACCUUCUAGAGAUUGGUUAGAAAACAGUGAACAAACAGCAACCUGAAGACCAGGGAACCCAGCAGAAAGCGUAGGGAGAAAGUUGUGGAGAUGUUUAAAGCAGGGUUUGGUUAUAAAACAAUAUCCCAAGCUUUGAACAUCUAACAGAGCUCUGUUCAAUCCAUCAUCUGAACAUGGAGAGAGAAUGGUAAAUAUACAAACCUUCCAAAUCAGAAAAGUCCACCUGGACUAACAGGCUGGGCAAGUAAAGUAUUAAUCAGAGAAGCAGACAAAAUGCCUAUGGCAACUCUGGAGGAACUGUAAAGAUACACAUCUCAGGUGGAAGAAUCUCUUAACAGUACAUGCAUUAGUUGUACACUCCACAAAUCUGGUCUGUAUAGAAGAGUUGUGUGAUGGAAAUUCUUGCAGUAAGUGUUUCAAAGUGUAUGACCUUUUUUAUCUUACUCCUCAGAACAUCUGUGUUAGAGGAAGAAGCUGUA